This is a messenger RNA of Thyridium curvatum, 1515 nucleotides long. RefSeq lists its product as uncharacterized. The coding region runs from base 1 to 1515 and encodes 504 amino acids. Gene Ontology annotation, molecular function: UDP-N-acetylglucosamine diphosphorylase activity. Gene Ontology annotation, biological process: UDP-N-acetylglucosamine biosynthetic process. The transcript has 2 exons. The record is from RefSeq and is a predicted model, not a curated record. Lineage: Eukaryota; Fungi; Ascomycota; Sordariomycetes; Thyridiales; Thyridiaceae.
AUGGACGCCAUCAAGAAGGCCCUCAACAUCGGCGGUGGCAGCGGUGCCCCGGCCGCAGAGCCCUCCGCCGAGCGGCUGCAGGAGCUCAAGGACAAGUACGCCAAGGCCGGGCAGGAGCAGGUCUUCACCUUCUACGACGCCCUCCCCACCGAGCAAAAGGCCCAGCUGUUCGAGCAGCUCUCCGGCUUCGACCCCGCCCGCAUCAACGAGAUCACCGACAAGGCGCUGAACCCGCCCAAGGCGGAAGGCGGCGAGACCGUCCUCGAGCCCCUCCCCGAGUCGGCCACCGCCAGCAUCCUCGACUCGCAAAAGUCGGACAUCGACGCCUGGUACGACGCCGGCCUCGGCCUGAUCGGUCAGAACAAGGUCGGCGUGGUCCUCAUGGCCGGCGGGCAGGGCACGCGGCUGGGCAGCUCCGCGCCCAAGGGCUGCUUCGACAUCGGCCUGCCGAGCCGCAAGUCGCUCUUCCAGAUCCAGGCCGAGCGGAUCCGCAAGGUCCAGGAGCUCGCGGGGCUCAAGUCGGGCCGCAAGGUCGUCGUGCCCUGGUACGUCAUGACCAGCGGGCCCACGCGGGCGCCCACGGAGCAGUACUUUGCCGAGAACAAGUACUUUGGCCUGGACAGGGACAACGUCGUCAUCUUCGAGCAGGGCGUGCUGCCCUGCGUCUCCAACGAGGGCAAGAUCCUGCUCGAGAGCAAGGGCAGGGUGGCCGUGGCGCCCGACGGCAACGGCGGCAUCUACCAGGCGCUCGUGGUCUCGGGCGUCCUCGACGACAUGAAGAGGCGCGGCGUCGAGCACAUCCACGCCUACUGCGUCGACAACUGCCUCGUCAAGGUCGCCGACCCGGUCUUCAUCGGCUUCGCCGCCGCCAAGAAGGUCGACAUCGCCACCAAGGUCGUGCGCAAGCGCAACGCCACCGAGUCGGUCGGCCUGAUCCUGCAGAAGAACGGCCGCCCGGACGUGGUCGAGUACUCGGAGAUCGACAGGGCCACGGCCGAGGCCCAGGACCCCAAGCAAGCCGGGGUGCUCAAGUUCCGCGCGGCCAACAUCGUCAACCACUACUACAGCUUCGGCUUCCUCGAGAGCAUCCCGCGGUGGGCGCACAGGCUGCCGCACCACGUGGCGCGCAAGAAGAUCCCCUACGCCGACACGUCGUCGGCGUCGGGCGAGACGGUCAAGCCCGACAAGCCCAACGGCAUCAAGCUCGAGCAGUUUGUGUUUGACGUGUUCCCGAUGCUCGAGCCGGAGCGCUUCGCGUGCAUGGAGGUGCGCCGCGAGGACGAGUUCUCGCCGCUCAAGAACGCGGCGGGCACGGGCGAGGACGACCCGGACACGAGCAGGCGCGACAUCAUGGCGCAGGGCAAGCGCUGGGUCGAGGCCGCGGGCGCGCAGGUGACGAGCGAGGACCCGGACGCGGGCAUCGAGGUGUCGCCGCUGAUCAGCUACGGUGGAGAGGGCCUGGAUAAGUUCCAGGGCAAGCCCAUUGUUGCUCCAGCGGUUCUGGAGUUGGAGUAA